Molecule: messenger RNA, 2493 nt
Organism: Purpureocillium lilacinum
Lineage: Eukaryota; Fungi; Ascomycota; Sordariomycetes; Hypocreales; Ophiocordycipitaceae
Source: RefSeq, a predicted model, not a curated record
AUGUCUGCGAUCCAGAAGCCAAGCCGGCCAGCUCGCAGCUACCUCCCCAUGCGCUUGACCCGCGUGCGCGCAUAUCUCGCCGGCGCACCGUACCUCAUGUCUGGCCUCGACUCCCGCAGCCGGGCUACCGAGCGGUUGCCCCCGGAUCCCGCCCACCUCACCUUCUUCGACGUCUAUCAGCAGCUGGGGCCGGACUUCUUCGCUCAACGAGUCAGGCAGGCAUGGGAAAGCAGGUAUGAGUUUUACCCCGAUACGCCGGAAGCACGCGCGGAAAGGAGAGCGCGGAGUCACCCCCACGCGCCGCAAACGAACAACGCUGCUCCGAGAAUCCGCCAGCAGCCGAUCAGCGCCAAAGCCGGGAUUGAGCCAAGGGGCACCGCGCCCAACAGUAACGGCAAGGCGCCACGGCCAACGUCCAAGUCGCAGAACGGAGCCCGCCCCGCGCGUUCUCCGGAGCCCGACACGCCCCGCCCCGAGCCCAUCCGCGUUAACUUCCGGGCGGACAACAUGUUCGGCCCUGGGAGCAACACCAAGCAUUCCGAGGCCAUGGACAUCGAUGACAUGCCGAGCCCGAGGACCAUCCGGCCGCACGCCGGCUCUCGAGUGGUACCUAUCGCCAAGGGGGCAAAAUCAACACCAAUCGGCGGCGGAAAGGUACUGGUUGCUGGCACUGGAAAUGUUCGGCACGUCGCCAAGGGGUUCACGCUUCCUGUUGCCAAGGGGACCGUUCCGGCCAGCGUCGGGGGCGCCGCACAACCCGCACAACCCGUCACCGGUAAGAUGUUGCCUGUGCCUAGGGGAAGUCCGACACCUGUCAACAGGCCUCUUAGCAAGACGACUGCACCGGCCGUCGCUGGCAAGAAGUCGUCCCCAGUCCACAAGGGCCCUACACCGGCCUCUAUCAAGGGGCCUAUACCGGCGGCGGGUAGGCCCACGGCACCAGCCCCAGGCAAGGGGACAACACCAACCGCAGGCAAGGGCUCGAUACCGAUCGCUGGCAAGGGAACAACACCGACCACUGGCAAGGCCAAUGCGCCAGCCGUGGGCAAGGGGGUUACACCGACCGCUGGCAAGGCUUCGAUACCCAUCACUGGCAGAGACAUCGCACCCGCCGCUGGCAAGAACAAUCCGACCAUUGGCACGAAUAUCGCGCCAGCCGCCGGGAAGGAGACGAUAUCAGCUGCUGACAAGGGCACCACACUCGCCGCCGGGAAGGGAACGAUAGCAUCUGCUGGUAAGGGCACCACACUCGCUGCUGGUAAGGGGACGACACCGACCGCUGGCAAGGACACUGCGCCGGCCGGGGGUAAAAGAACAACGCCAGCCGCGGGCAAGGGCACUGAGCCACCCGUCACUGAUAAGAAUUCGUCUGGCAGUUCUAUUAAGAAGUUCUGGCCUUUCGGAAAAAGUACAACGCCAGCCGCCGCUGGCAAAGAUACGGCGCAGCUCACUGCCGGUAAGGAAACGACGCCAGCCGCUGCCGGGAAGGGGGCCGAACUACCCGUCGCCAGUAAGGAUAUCUCGCCGCCGGCCGGCGGUAAAGGGUCCAUACCUCCUGUCACCGGUAAGAUAACCACGCAGCCCGUUGCCGGUAAGGGGCCUGCGCAGCCGGUCACCAGCAAGGGAACAGGGCAGCCCGUUGCAAGUAAGGGAAUCUCGCCCCCGGCUGGCGUCAAAGGGACCAUCCAACCAGUCGCCGGUCAGGGCCCUGCCCAGUCCGUUGGUAGAGACGGGACCGCACAACCAGUUGCCGGCAAGGGAAUCUCGCCGCCGACCGCUGGCAAAGGGCCCGCGCAGCCUAUCGCCGGGAAAGGUGUUGCACAGCCGGUUGCCGGUAAGGGGACCACGCAGCCCAUCACCAGCAAGGGGACUUCGCAGCCCGUCGCCGGCAACAGAGCCACGCCCCCCGCUGCCAGUAAAGGAAUCUUGCCGCCUGCCGCGGGUAAAGGAACCACGCACCCUAUCGCCGUUAAGGGAACCACGCCCCCUGUUGCCGUUAAGGGGCCUGUGCAACCCGUCGCCGGCAAGGGCAAGGGAACCGCAGCUCCUGUCGCCGGCAAGGGCCACUCGCUGCCAGCCGCCGCAGGCAAGGGACACGCAGCUCCUGUCGCCGGCAAGGGAUCCAUGCCGCCUGCUGCCGGUAAGGGGACCAUCCAGCCCCCGGGCAGAGCUACACCUCCCGUCGCCAACGGAAAAGGACCUUCUGUCCACAGUGGAAAACCGUCGGAAGCCAGCAAGAAGGGUGCGGUACCGCCCGUCGGUAAGAAGGCCGCGCCGCCUGUCGGCAACAAGGCUGCACCGCUCGUUGGUAACAAGACUGCACUUCCCGUCGCCAACAAGCCCGCACCGCCCAUGGGCAACAACAAGCCUGCACCGCCCAUGGGUACCAAGCCUGCAGCACCCGCGGCGAACAAGCCUGGUCCAGCCGCCGGAAACACCAGUGCAAAGCCCGCCAAGCCUGGCCCCAACGCGGGCGGUAAGGCGAAGAAAUAG